Messenger RNA from Nematolebias whitei (Rio pearlfish), 2061 nucleotides. Its product is annotated as zinc transporter ZIP4-like. NCBI's taxonomy places the organism in Eukaryota, Metazoa, Chordata, Actinopteri, Cyprinodontiformes, Rivulidae. Gene Ontology annotation, biological process: zinc ion import across plasma membrane; intracellular zinc ion homeostasis. The record is from RefSeq and is a predicted model, not a curated record. The coding region runs from base 1 to 2061 and encodes 686 amino acids. Gene Ontology annotation, cellular component: membrane. The transcript has 12 exons. Gene Ontology annotation, molecular function: zinc ion transmembrane transporter activity.
AUGUUCUCCAUGCUGCUCCUCCUCGGUCUGUGCUCCAGCCCGGGUUUGCUCGGUUCUGUCUCGGCUUCUUCCCCCGCGGUGGAGGAGGCUUACAGCGCCGUGGUGAGCGUCGUGUCUCCCGGACAGCUCCAUCUGAGCCAGGCGUCCCUUGGCUCCCUCUUUAAUACACUGCAGAAGCGUGUGCAGUGUGGUGAAGUGCCGUGUGGAAAGUGUGACCUGGCAGGUGCCGUUCAUCAGCUCAUCGGCAGUCCCACGAAGGACGAAGACGCGAGGGUCGGAGGAACCGUGGUCGUCAGCGUGUCUCGGUUCCCUGCACUGGCAGCCGGCAGCGUCCUGUUCCUUUCCUCUCCUUCCCUGGUCUGCACCGCCAUACAGCAUUCAAAGUGGGCAGAGGAGACCGAGCAUUUCUUACACAAGUUCGCACACCAUGACCACCUUGAGCACAGAAUCGAGCCGCUCCAACACACGCAUGACUACAUGGAUGGACAUGGAUUAGAAGGUGUGCUUCAGGAGCUGCGCAGCCACUACGAGCCCUCAGACAACAAGAGCUGUGAGACAGCCAGCAGCAUCAUGAUGAAGAUCAGCUCCUCAUCAGCAGACCAGAGUCAGGAAGUGGGUGCAGUUUUGGGCUGGGUCCUGUAUCAUGCCUUGCUAGGACACUGCUUCAGUGAUCAGUUCCUGCCUGAGGAGAGCUUCUUCCUGGACUACAUCAUGCACCAGCUGGGUUCAGAAAAUUUCACUGUUCAAGAUUUGGAGGGUUUCAUGAGGAGUUUGAACCUCGGGCCAUUGGAAGAACACGAGCAUGAGCACGAGCCUCACAAACAUGUAGACCACCAUCGAAAGAGGAGGAGCAGCUAUGAACAUCAUGAAGGACAUGAAACAUGGGAACGUCACUGCUUCUCAGCUGAAGAACUGGUUCAGAUCUUCGGUCUGUCUGACGAAAGCUCUCCCUCUUCUCUGAUGAGCCGGUCUGAAAUGGCCCGGCUCAGUCCUGCGCUCGUCCAGCAGAUCCUAAGCGGAACCUGCUCAGACGUCACAGGAUCAGUGACCCCAGACGAGCUCUCCAAGACCGAAAGAUACCUGUAUGCGACCCUCGCCAAUGUGAUUAUAACACUGACGUCCAUGUUUGGCAUCGUGGUGCUGAUGUGCACCUCGUGCACCAACGUUUUCCAGUUGUGUAUCCAGUUUUGCAUUAGCAUGGCUGUGGGUUCGCUGACUGGUGACGCCCUGCUGCACUUGAUACCCAUAUUUCUAGGUUUACAUGUGCACUCACAUGACGACGACAGACACCAUCAUUCAAGACAAAAUAAUCAAGAAGGAACUCCAGAUUACACAUACAAGAUGCUGUCUGUGAUUGGUGGGAUAUAUGUAUUUUACCUGAUGGAAACCAUCUUUUCUAUGGUCGCACAAGAAAAGGAUCACCACCAUCACCACGGAGAUGAAUCCCAGCCCCAUCACUGUGACCAUGUUGGUGUUUUAGAGAUGUAUCAACAGGAGAAGAAACAGAAAGACAAGACACUGUCUGUGUCCAAAGCAGACCUGGUUGACAAUGAAGACAAAGAGCAGUUGGAGCACAAAAGGCGCACAAAAGAACAACGUCUGCUUCCAUACAUGAUAACUAUCGGUGACGGGAUCCACAAUUUUGCAGACGGAUUAGCGAUAGGUGCAGCUUUCUCCUUGUCGUGGAAGUCUGGUCUGGCCACAUCGUUGGCUGUUCUCUGUCACGAACUACCUCACGAACUCGGGGAUUUUGCCAUUCUGCUCCAUAGCGGCUUGUCUGUCCGUAAGGCGUUGCUUUUAAACCUGGGCAGUGCCUUGACCUCCUUUAUUGGCCUGUAUAUUGCUCUGUCUGUCGCUACGGAUUUUGCAACCCAACAGUGGAUUGCUGCUGUAGCUGCAGGACUCUUUUUAUAUGUGGGGCUGGCUGAUAUGCUACCUACAUUGACCCAUGUCAACAGCAAGAAUAAGUGGCUAAAAUUUGUCCUGCAGAAUGCUGGUAUUCUGACCGGGUGGAUUAUUCUUCUGUUGCUGUCACUUUUUGAAGAGAACAUCAGCUUUUAG